Messenger RNA from Arachis ipaensis, 1854 nucleotides. RefSeq names its product putative leucine-rich repeat receptor-like protein kinase At2g19210. Gene Ontology annotation, molecular function: protein binding. The record is from RefSeq and is a predicted model, not a curated record. NCBI's taxonomy places the organism in Eukaryota, Viridiplantae, Streptophyta, Magnoliopsida, Fabales, Fabaceae.
CAUAGUACACGGCAAAGAUGCUACAUUCUCUUUUUCUCCUGCUUGGAGCUCUUUCUCUCUUAACACUGGUCAUAGGGCAGGAUCAAUCAGGAUUCAUUAGCAUAGAUUGUGGAUUACCUGAAAAUUUUAGCUACACUGAAAAGAACACAGGAAUCAAUUAUAUUUCAGAUGCUAAUUUCAUUGAUUCCGGUGUGAGUAAGACUCUAUCGCCUGAAGAUAGGAUUACUCAUCAACAACAAUUUAGUUACCUAAGGAGUUUCCCUAAUGGUGUGAGAAACUGUUACAAAAUAAACAUGACAAGUGGUGUUGAUUAUUUAAUCAGAGCUAGUUUCUUGUACGGAAACUAUGAUGGUCUUAAUAAACUCCCACAAUUUGAACUUCAUGUUGGACCAAAUGUGUGGGAAACAGUGAAAUUCACAAACUCAUCAAUCAGCGUAAACUAUGAGAUCAUCUACUCUUCAUCACAGGAUCAUAUACAUCUCUGUCUCGCUAACACAGGCACUGGGACACCGUUUAUUUCGGUAAUAGAAUUGAGGACUUUGCCAAAUGAUACUUACAGCAUUAGCAUACAGUCGGUUGGAUCAUUGGCACGUGUCCUAAGACUAGAUCUCGGUUCCAUCACCAACUUAACAUACAGGUACAAAGAUGAUCCAUACGACCGUUUAUGGGAACCUUAUUCGAACAAGGAGUGGACACAAUUAAGCACCUCACUUAACACUGAUGAUCUAAAUAAUACAGUAUCAAUGCCACCUGUAAUUGUCAUGAGCACUGCUGCCACACCAAGAAAUUCUAGUGCCUCUUUGGAUUUUAAGUGGGAUGCAAAUACUAUAACUGACCGUAUUUAUUUCUACCUACAUUUUAAUGAGAUCCAAAAACUGAAAGCAAAUGAAACUAGGUCAUUCAAUAUCACCCUCAAUGGUAAGCCAAUUGAUGGUCCUUUUGUUCCUAAAUACCGUUCUACACAAACCAGUUACACUCCUUCACCUCAUAGUGGAUUCAAGACAUAUCGAUUAUCAUUUUUGAGGACAGAGUUCUCUACCCUUCCACCCAUCAUCAAUGCUCUUAGAAACUCAAAAAGAUGAUGUUGAUGCUAUCACAAACAUCAAGCUAGCCUAUAGGGUGACUAGAAAUUGGCUUGGAGAUCCAUGUGGCCCUGAAGCAUACAAGUGGGAUGGUCUAGAUUGUAAUUUUGAUGGCGAUGGGAUCCCAAGAAUCACUUCGAUGAACUUGUCUACAAGUGGAUUGACAGGACACAUAGUUCCUGAUCUCUUAAAGCUUACUAUGCUAAAGUCAUUGGAUUUAUCGAACAAUAACCUAACUGGGGAUGUUCCUUAUUUUCUGGCACAACUGCAAUCACUACAAAACUUAAACUUGGAGAACAACAACCUAUCAGGUUCAAUUCCAAAUGAACUCUUUCAAAAACAAAGAGAUGGUAUAUUAUCAUUAAGGGUGGGACAAAAUCCAAAUUUAUGUGCCUCAACUUCAUGCAACCAACAAACAAAUGAUACAAAGAAGAAAAAGCAUAAUGCAGUUAUUAUAGUGCUAGCAUCAAUUGCAGGGAUAUUGCUUCUUCUUGUGAUUGCAGCAGUUAUAACCUUUUACCAAAGCAAAUAUUAUGAUGUUGAUAAAAGCAUUAUUCUUGGAAAGCCUCGUAAUUCAAUUAAGGGGUCAGAAUUGGAAUUGAAGCAACGACAAUAUUCAUUUAAUGAAGUUGUUAAGAUCACCAACAGCUUUGAUAGGAUUCUUGGCAGAGGUGGAUUUGGAACUGUAUAUGGGAGUGGAUCCUCUCCAGUGAAUAAAAAACUGGAUGGUGUACAGUGUUUAAUCUAACCAUUCACCAUAUUUUCUCUCUUA